Messenger RNA from Theobroma cacao (cacao), 1396 nucleotides. Its product is annotated as WEB family protein (DUF827). Gene Ontology annotation, biological process: chloroplast accumulation movement; chloroplast avoidance movement. The record is from RefSeq and is a predicted model, not a curated record. Gene Ontology annotation, cellular component: cytosol. Lineage: Eukaryota; Viridiplantae; Streptophyta; Magnoliopsida; Malvales; Malvaceae.
CAACAUGAUGAUAACUCGGAAAUUUUAUCUAUAAUAAUUCAGAAUUAGCGGCAAAUUCUGGUCCACUAAUGGCUAAAGGAGCUCUAUUAGUGGGGACUGGCUCCACCAAGAAAGGAGCCAUGUCCUAAUCGAAGGCUGGGGAGGGGAAAGUGCGUUCAGUUCCACAUUAGAACUAACGAAUUAAAGCAUAAAAAAGAAAAAAACACACCAACAGGGAUCAUCAAUGGAGGAUGCAACCACCCCUUGUCAACUUCAGUUAACAAAAUUCCAGUGAAGUGGACGCGAAGGAACUAACCCUUCAUAAUUUCAUUAGCUUAAGCUAAUCAUAUCGAACUCCAUUACUAACGACCCUUCUUUAUCUUUCACUUUCAUCUCUCUUUUCUUCUCCUCGUAACUUGUAUUAAAGGGACAUCUUUGUCACCACCUGAGCCUGAGGAAUCCAUUCAGUUCCCAUUCACCUGGAGUUGACACCAGCUUUCGACUGUGCUAGCCAUGGAGAGGGAGGAAGGCGGCGUCAUUGUCGUCGGACGGGCGGAGAUUGACACAAGAGCGCCUUUUCGGUCUGUUAAGGAGGCAGUCAUGUUGUUCGGAGAAAAAGUUCUGGUUGGAGAAAUUUAUGCUAGCAAGCUCAAAGAGAUGAAGGCUCAAGCAGGAGCAAAUGGGCAGAGUCAAUCCAAGCUUGCAGCCCUGACAGCCGAGCUAGAGGAAACAAAGCAAAGCCUGCAGAAGGCCAGAGAGGAAGGUAACUUGAUGUCAUACCGCAUAAAGACACUAAGAGAAGAGCUCGAACUAACAAAAAAGGAGCUGCAACAGCUCAAGGCAAGAGAGUUUGAUCAGAAGCAGCGGUUUGAUCCUGAUAUGGAAGACUUCAAGUUCAUGGAAAACGCAACCAAGAUAGGCAUCAUGACACAGGAUGAAGAGCCAGAGGAGUUCCAAAAGAAGAGAUAUGUGAAAUUUGCUAGCCCUCCUUCACUAGCUCAAGUUAUUGUCAACAGAGAGGAAAAGCUGGAAAGACAAGCCCCGGUUAAGAAAGUUAGAAGGAAGUCAUUAAUCCCAGUGAUAGGAUGGCUCUUUUACAAGAAGAAGGGAAGUCAAGAAGAUGAUCAGUCCCUAAGAGCAAAUCAGGUUCAGAGGCAUUAUUAGCUGAUCAUGCACUGCUUCUCUGUGUGGACUUUAUAUACUACUGACCUUUACCAUGGUUUGGGGGAAGGGCAUUAAAUUUUGGAGCUUGCGUAAUAAUCACAGAUCAUUAUCCUAAAAUUUUGAUUUUCUAUCAUUGGGUGUAUGUCUUCUUGGGCCUCAUUCAUUUAGAAAAAGUUGUGAGAUGGGCCUUAGUCCAAGAAUCAGAAGCUGUAAAUUAGAUUAGUAUUACAUAAAUCUAAGUUGUGAUUGAUCA